AUGACAUACGUAUCAGCACGUCUUCGAGUCAAUCUCUUGAUUGCCUAUAGGUCCAUGCGGUCUAAACCAAUGGAAAGGCGCUAUACCUGGUCCAAUCCGCGGUUGGCACAAACGUGCAUUAAGCUCCGCUCUUGGCGCGUGCGCCCGCACAUGCACAUACAAGCGCUUGCAUCCGCACACUGCUGGUUGAGCAAGAACAUCCUCAUGUCCCUGAUCGAUUUACGUCGGCCUCCCACGAGUGGGAAAAUUCGACGAAUCUUCCACGGCUCUCAGUCCCAGGUUGGCCAUCGAAAACAGAGUUCACCUACCAUCGCUUCCCAAGCCCUGCCCGGACUGGGACGUGAACUGUCCAUUUCAGAGGUGGGCCAGCUCGCGGGAAAGACUGGUCGAUAUCUACGCAUCUUUUGCGAACGCGUGUGUCCCUCUGCUAAGUUCAAAACCAUCUUUGUACAGAAUGAUUACACGGUGGGUGAAUGCAUAAAAAGGGUGGUUAUACAACUCUCCUCUGAAGGAAGUACUGUCGCUAGUCAAGUCAAUCUCUUUGAAGUCAUUGGUAGGCUUCCAGCAAAUUCAAAAGCUAUCAGCGAAUCAGGCGCAGUAAAUGAUCCUGGAGAGGUGUUCAGUGAACUGAACUCACGUCCUCUACCCCCAGGGGAAAAUAUUUUAAAUGUCUUUUCCCUCAUGGCACCUGCACCAGGACUGUGUCGUCGUCUGGAAUUGCGUACACAACCCCUUUCAUCCGCAGUGACAUUUCCAUCCCGCAUUCGGCCGAGAAUCCAUACCACGUAUGAUUCGAUAAGUCCCAGUUCACAACUAACGGCACCCCAAUGUCCGUUCCUCCUUUUGAUCAAGGGGAGUAGGCCUGAAAGUGACCUUCUCGUGCACAGCUUUUCCAAUAUCUGUCAGGGCAAGCUAGGCGAAAUGACAAUGGGCACUUCGGCGUACAACGACAUUCGUCUAUACCUAUCUCCAGAAGCGGGAAUCUCUCGUGAAACAAUGAAUAUCAAUAGGGAUCACUACAAUGGCCUCAGAUCACCCAUUCGUUUCAUCGCCAAAAGUCACCCUGUUAGCACCAAAUCUAAGGCAAUUCGUUUAUGUAUUUCUUCUACCUACAAUGUUAUUCAACCUGAGUAUCCUUUCACAGUGAUCCUUAACUGGGAGACACUAACAGACUCCAAUACCUUCCCGAUUAAUAAAUCUCUGGAACCGGGUGACAUUCUUCGAAUCGAGACGUUGAAUCUCGUCUAUGUGUUCCUCUUUAAGGACUCGGAAACAGUGGCCGAGCAUAAGUUGUCUCUGGGCUUCCUCACAUUACCUCAGUUACCCUCAGCUGGUGGAAAACCUCCUACAGGUCAAAACGGAAGUCGCUCUGCUGCGAGAACCGCACGAAUCGAUGCUCUCGUUCGAAAAAAUUCCAACCUCAGUAACCACAGCGUUGGGGGCCCCAGCAUCCUUCCAACCCCUUCGAGUGUGGGUGUGGUGGUGGGAACCCUGUUUCCUCGAACCUCUCCUAAGAGUGGGGACUCGAAUUGGAGCGAAAUAGGCGGCAUUCUUCCAGAUGUAGGAGUGGCAGCCGGGUGCUUUGCCCAUCUCCUUCGGUCAGUUGUCAGGCAUGGGUUGGGAACGAACGGGCAAAACUAUGUGAAGCACUUCAACGAAGACGACGUGUUCCGGGAGAUUAAGCAGGCCUUAUCAAUGGAGCUGGAGAAACUCAAUCGGCUGGCCUCACAACAUCUAACUCCAGCAAUAUGGGAGGCGACUUUCUGUUACUACGUGGCGCAAUAUCUCUCACCAGGUUGGUUGAGGAGCACAGUGUCCCUACCGUCGCGUAUUCAGGUGGCUGAGCGUCAUCGCAGCAGCAGCCGCGUGCGCAGCGCAGACGGAAAUAGCAACAGCAGCACCACCGACUCUCCUUCCGACGUCUUCAAUUCGCCCCUCCAGAGACCACGUCAACUAUAUCCCGCGAAUGCUACCGCCCCCGAUAUUGGUGAGAACUACGAUCCCGACUUUGAGAAUCUGCCCAUGCUUUCGGCGUUGCGCGACAAGGUUGCUGUGGAGGCUGAAGCUGUUAUGAACCGGGCAGUUCAAAUGUCCCUUAAAGUGGCCUCAAAGGGAGUGACCAAGAUCUGUCGCCUCUUCAGUAGUUCCCCAGGCGAUGAAACAACGCGACAGAUUCGUGAUACGCAAGCCGCCCUCUUCGAUAAGUUGGAUUGGACGGGAGACGCGAUCACUCAGGCGCUGUCUACACGUAGCCAACACUCCGAGUUGCCCUCGAAUGGGGCGACAGCGAUUCGGCUAACGCAGGCUCAGCCGUACAACGGCCGUGACACCAGCAGAGGGAGGAGGUCGACGUCGACAGCUAAGUUGGAGACGGAUGGAGGUGAUAGCAGUAUGGAUUCCUCGCCACGACGGAAUGACUCCAGUGUAAUUGACUCGGACGAGGAGGAGGAGGAGGCAACUUCACCCUCAGGAUUCAGCUCGCUCAACUGUGACGAUGAGAUGCCCUUGACUCCGGGAGAGGAAGAGGAUACGGGAUUUGGAAGUAGUGCCACUGGAGGCUCAACGAAGGGAGCACAGCAGUGGAUGGAGAGUGUUUUCUUUUGUCGAUUCAUUAUCGGACUUUCUAAACGCAUUAUCGAGGAGUUUGUCGAAAACCGUGCGCUGGUGAUAAAUUGGGAGACGGGGACACAGGUUUUGAACCUGGUGAAGGCACUUAGCAAGUGGAUGCACAACGCAGGGGUGCAAAAUUACAAGGAGGCUCUGCAGCUUCUGCACGACUUUGCCAGGCUGAUGGCCACUCCAAGACAAGAACUUCUCAAUAUGUCAUGGGAACAGCUUCGCACGAAACGACCUACCCUACCACCGUCGCUGCUCUACUUCCUGUUGAAAAACUACGAAAGCGGCAAGGCGAUGCAAAGUGCCCGGGGAUGGUUUACUAACGAUGACAACGUGUUACGAGAAAGUCCAAUUGAUGCCGUCAACCUAUAUGCAAAGCAUUGGCAAGAAAUCGGGCAACUUUGCUCACUGUCUAGAUUCCAGAGGGCGGAAAUGGCCCAUCGACCUCCUGACCCAGCCAAGCUUUUCAGCACUGUACAGGCAAAGAUUGCUGUCGAUUUGUUCGACAGGACGCUAGCCGAGCACCGUCAAGUCUUCAGGUGGAAUGCGCUACUAAAGGGCUAUCGACCGCCAACCUCAAUGCUGAAAGAUAGCGGAUCUGUGUGCAGUUCAGGCAUCCGCAUGAAUAGCUCGCGAUUGGGUAGUCAAUUGCCCGAUUUGAUUCGCUUAAAACAUCACGGUAGUAGCGAUUCUAGCGAUAUUCGCGAUUUUGCUGAACUCAAUGCGGAGGUCAAUGGACCUAAAUCACAUACCUUCGAUACACUCGAUAUCCCCCGUCCGACUCUAUCUUUCGAGGGACCCAGUCAUUCCAUUCUGACAGGUCGACCCUACAACAGCCGACGAGCGACAGCCUCCGAAUUAGGAGGAGUGAGACGAACGGACGUGCAGCAUGUAGUGCCGGUUCCCGGUGGCGGUUUCCGUUCCCGCGUCAGGGCAUACGAACUCGGUGCCUCGUCACCUCACUUGCAGGAUUGGAGCAUCUCUGGCACCACAUCAUUGUCAAGGGGGCGGAACUGCGCUCGCCGCAGUGCUCUUCGUAGUGCCGGACUCUUCGGCUCCAGCCUCAAUAUAUCUCAAUCUCCGGACCCUCUUAGGCGAUCCCAAGAGGCUCAGAGGAUCCGUGAUGACUGGUCUGAGUUCAAGAAAAGCCUUUCCCAUCCUACCACGCCCUCCACUAUCGAACCUGAUGCGGAGACCCUGAACGGCAGUUUUUCCAUCCACCUCCCCGCUGUGAUGAUCCAGUCGAGCCAGGAUUUCAGUAAUCCCCCACGCAGAAGGCGUGAAGAUAGCCUCUCCUCUUUCACGGACUGGAAUUUGCGCAAGUCACAACAAAGCCUCAUCAGUGUGGAUUUGGACAGAUCGAUCGCUAGUUCUGUGAUAAACGUGCAACUGGAUAAGGUUGCCAAUGAAACGUAUGGGCUGAAGUUCGUCGAGGGACAUAUGACGCGAUUCGGCCAACUGGGAAUCUACGUGAAAUCUAUCACACCAGACACCUCAGCUUCGCGUGCUGAUAUCAAAUUGGGGGACCGAAUACUCGCCAUCAAUGGAAAAGAUGUUACCGAGAUGACCUUCAAAGAGACUUGUGACCUUCUGAAGGACUGUAUCUCCCGAGUGACGCUGACAAUUCAACGAGGCCUCGUAGAGAACCCAGAUGACCUCCUCUGCACAUGA
Echinococcus granulosus is the source of this 4287-nucleotide messenger RNA. Its product is annotated as Ras-associating and dilute domain-containing protein. The transcript has 11 exons. Gene Ontology annotation, molecular function: protein binding. The coding region runs from base 1 to 4287 and encodes 1428 amino acids. NCBI's taxonomy places the organism in Eukaryota, Metazoa, Platyhelminthes, Cestoda, Cyclophyllidea, Taeniidae. The record is from RefSeq and is a predicted model, not a curated record.